Molecule: messenger RNA, 4932 nt
Organism: Lodderomyces jiufengensis
Lineage: Eukaryota; Fungi; Ascomycota; Pichiomycetes; Serinales; Debaryomycetaceae
Product: YBT1
Exons: 1
Coding region: 1-4932 (1643 amino acids)
Biological process (GO): transmembrane transport
Cellular component (GO): fungal-type vacuole membrane; fungal-type vacuole
Molecular function (GO): ATP hydrolysis activity; ATP binding; ABC-type peptide transporter activity
Source: RefSeq, a predicted model, not a curated record
AUGAUAUCUCAUCUAUCAAAUAAUAAUAAUAAUAAUAAUACUUAUUCAAAUAAUUGUCAAUUUUGGGAUUAUGAUGAUAUUACAAAUUGUACAAGAUUAAAAUUAGAUUUUUAUACACCAAUUAUAUUAAUAUCAAUAUCAUUUAUAAUAUUAUUUAUAAAAACUAUUAUAUCAUAUUCUAGGAAGAGCAAAAUUAAAAUUGAAUUAAAAGAAAAUGAAAAUGAAAAUCGUCCAUUAUUAGCAAGUAAUGGUAACUAUGGAUCAAUUACAGACAAAUUAACAAAAGAUGAUUUAAAAGCUUUACAUUUUGAUUUAUCAAAAUUACCAGACACGAAUAUAGAUGGUACACCUCAUGGAUAUGUUCAAGAAGUUUAUAAAAAUAUAAGUGAAAGAUUUAGAGUAGCUUUUGAAUAUAUUUUGGUCAUAUUAGCAUUGGCAUUACAUUUAUCACCAUUUUUUAUAAAACCACUUCACAAAGAAUUCAAACAUACUUAUAUACCGGUUGUUCAAACUGUAUUUUGGUCUUACUUGUUUAUAAUUGUUUCAUUCAGAGUCAUAAAUAUGAAUAAAGUAUUUAUAAAAUUACCAAAUUUAUGGAUUCAUACCACUACAUUAUAUUUUUUCAAUUUUUUUCCAAGUUUAUUAACUUUCAGAUCAGCCAUUAUAUCAACUCAGAUGAAUAAAACUGUUAGUAAGUAUUAUAUUUGGGAAUUUAUUUUUAACGCCAUGUUAUUAUUUUUAAAUUUUACUGCUAAAAUUGGUGACAAACCUUCAGAAUUAUAUGUCACCCCAGGGAUUGAACCAAAUCCAGAAAACAUUUCAAGUCUUGCAUCUUUUGUUUCUUAUAGUUGGUUAGAUAAAAUGGUUUGGAAAUCUUAUAAACAACCACUUAGUAAAAAUGAUAUUUGGGGUUUAAGAGAAGAUGAUUAUGCAUUGUAUGUUUUAAAAGCUUUUGAAGCAUCAAAAUCAACUUUAUCUUUUACUUAUAAGAUUUUUUGGCAUUUUAAAUUCUUAUUUGCAAUUCAAGCAUUUUGGGCAAUUUUAGAAUCAAUGCUUAUAUUUGGACCAUCAAUUUUAUUGAAAAAAGUUUUGGAAUAUGUAGCUGAUCCAGCUUCAACGUCCACAAAUUUAGCAUGGACUUUUGUAUUCAUGAUGCCAGUAAUGAAAAUGUUAGACUCAAUUGCUUCAGGGUGCUCAUUAUUUUUAGGAAGAAGAGUUUGUUGUAGAAUGAAAGCAGUUAUUAUAGGUGAAGUUUACGCAAAGGCUUUAAGAAGAAAAAUUACAGUCACUGAAACAAAACCAGAUGAAUCAUUGGAUGAUAAAGAUGAGGAUGAUGAAUCAUCUGAAGAACCGGAAGAAAAUAAGAAAACCGCUGAAUUAGGUGCAAUUAUUAACCUUAUGGCUAUUGAUGCAUUCAAAGUUUCUGAAAUUUGUGGUUAUUUACAUUAUUUUGUUGGUGCUAUUUUAAUGAUUGGUAUUUGUACUGUCUUACUUUACAAUUUAUUAGGAUGGAGUGCAUUAGUUGGUUCAUUAACUAUUGUUGUAUUGUUGCCAAUUAAUUAUAAUAUGGCUCAAUGGAUGGGUAGAUUACAAAAGAAAAUGUUGGGAGUCACAGACAAGAGAAUUCAAAAAUUGAAUGAGACUUUCCAAAGUAUUAGAAUUAUUAAAUUUUUUGCAUGGGAAGAUAAAUUUUUUGAAAGUGCAAUGGAAAUUAGAGAAGAAGAAUUAAGUUAUUUGAAAUGGAGAUGUGGUGUUUGGUGUGCUGCUGCAUUUGUUUGGUUUAUUACUCCAACUUUAAUUACUUUACUUUCAUUUUAUUGUUAUACUGUCAUAGACGGUAAAACAUUAACUGCUCCAAUUGCAUUUACUGCUUUAUCAUUAUUCACAUUAUUGAGAUCACCAUUGGAUCAAUUAGCUGACAUGACUUCAUUUGUUAUUCAAUCAAAAGUUUCCUUAGACAGAGUCACCGACUUCUUGGAUGAAGCUGAAACUUCCAAAUAUGAUCAAUUAGCUCAAGAAAAAGGUCCAAAUUCACCAGAAAUUGGUUUUGAGAAUGCUAAUUUAUCUUGGAAUCAACUGUCCAAAACAGAUUUUAGAUUGAGAGAUAUUAACAUUACUUUCAAACCAGGUAAAUUGAAUGUUAUUAUUGGGCCAACUGGUUCUGGUAAAACUUCUUUGUUAAUGGGUCUUUUAGGUGAAAUGGAUUUAUUAAAUGGUAAAGUUUUCUUGCCAGGUAUUAUUCCAAGAGAUGAUUUAAUUCCUGAUAAAGAUGGUUUGACUGAAUCUGUUGCAUAUUGUUCUCAAUCUGCCUGGUUAUUAAAUGAUACUAUAAGAGGUAACAUUAUAUUUGGUGCUCCCUUCAACCAAGAUCGUUAUGACAAAGUAAUUGAUGCUUGUGGAUUGACCAGAGAUUUGCAAAUUUUAGGUGCAGGUGAUCAAACUGAAGUUGGUGAAAAAGGUAUAACAUUAUCAGGUGGUCAAAAACAAAGAGUUUCAUUAGCAAGAGCAUUAUAUUCAAAUGCAAGACACUUGUUGUUAGAUGAUUGUUUAUCGGCUGUUGAUUCUCAUACUGCUUUAUGGAUUUAUGAAAAUUGUAUCACUGGGCCAUUAAUGGAAGGUAGAACAUGUAUUUUGGUAUCUCAUAAUGUUGCAUUAACUGCUCAACAUGCUGAAUGGAUUGUUGUAAUGGAUAAUGGUAGAGUUAAAAAUCAAGGAACUACUGAAGAAUUAUUAGCCUCGGGAGAUUUAGGUGAUGAUGAAUUAGUUAAAUCAUCAGUCAUGAAUUCAAGAAAUCAAUCAAGUUCUAAUUUACAAUCUUUGGGAGAUAGAAAUGCAGAAAUGAAAUCAAAAUUAGCUGUUAUUGAACAAAAAUUACAAACUUUGAAAACUAAUGACAAAACCGAAGACGAUGAACCAUUAAUUAAAACUGAUGGUAAAUUAGUUGAAGAAGAAAAUAAAGCUGAAGGUGUUGUUGGUUCAAAGGUUUAUAUUGAAUAUGCAAAAGUAUUUGGUGGUUGGAGAGUUUGGACUUUAAUUCUUUUUGCAUUUGUUAUUUCACAAGGUGUUUAUAUGUUCCAAUCAUGGUGGUUAAGAACUUGGUCAUUACAUAGUGAACAUGUUGAAUCAUUGUUUGUCAAAUAUGUUGGACACGGUGCUGUUAUGGAUAGUUCUCAUUAUAAUCAAUUACCAAUAGUUAGAAAUUUAAUGGGAGCGGUUAAAUUAUUUGGUUUUGGUUAUGCUAAAGUAAAUCAAUCGGCUGAAGAACACUCAACAUUAUAUUAUAUAUCGAUCUAUGGUAUUAUUGGGUUUGUAUAUGCCUUCACUGCUUGUUUCAGAGUUUAUAUUACAUUUUUCACUGGUAUUCAAGCAUCAAAUAGAAUUUUCAAAAAUGUUUUAACAACAAUAUUAAGAGCAAAAUUAAGAUUUUUUGAUAAAACUCCUUUGGGUCGUAUAAUGAAUAGAUUUUCAAAAGAUAUUGAAUCAGUUGAUCAAGAAGUUACUCCAUUUGCUGAAGGUGCAUUUAUUUGUGUCGUUCAAUGUGUUUCAACAUUGAUUAUGAUUGUAUUUAUCACUCCUGGAUUUUUAAUUUUUGCAGUUAUUAUCUCAUUCUUGUAUUAUUUAGUUGGCUAUUUCUAUUUAACAUUAUCAAGAGAAUUAAAAAGAUAUGAGUCAAUUACUAAAUCACCAAUUCAUCAACAUUUUUCAGAAUCAUUAAAUGGUGUUGCCACUAUUAGAGCUUAUGGUAUUGAAUCAAGAUUUAUGAAACAAAAUUUACAAGCUAUUGAUAACAACAAUAGACCUUUCUUUUACUUAUGGGUAGCUAACAGAUGGCUUUCAUUUAGAAUCGACGCUGUUGGAUCAUUAGUUAUGUUAUUUGCGGGUAUAUUUGUCUUGUUAUCUGUUGGUAAGAUUGAUGCAGGUUUAGCAGGUUUAUCAUUAUCUUAUGCUAUUGCAUUCAGUGAAUCUGCAUUAUGGAUUGUUAGGCUUUAUGCAAAUGUUGAAAUGAAUAUGAAUUCAGUUGAAAGAUUACAAGAAUAUCUUGAAGUUGAACAAGAACCACCAUAUGAAAUUAAAGAAACUCAACCACCAUCAAAUUGGCCAGAUAAAGGAGCAAUCGAAGUUAAUGAUGUUUCUUUGAGAUACUCACCUGAAUUACCAAGAGUUAUUAAGAAUGUAACUUUCAAUAUUGAACCAUGUAAUAAAGUUGGUAUUGUUGGUAGAACAGGUGCUGGUAAAUCAACUAUUAUAACUGCAUUUUUCAGAUUCUUGGAUCCAGAAAGUGGGUCUAUAAAAAUUGAUGGAAUUGACAUUACAACAAUAGGAUUGAAAAAUUUAAGGCAAGCAAUUACUAUUAUCCCACAAGAUCCAACAUUAUUUGCAGGUACUAUCAGAACAAACUUAGAUCCAUUCGAACAAUACCAAGAUCAACAAAUUUUCGAAGCAUUAAGAAGAGUAAACCUUAUUAGAUCAAAUGAAAAUAUAACUACAGCAGAUGAUGAAAAUCAAAAUAAAUUCCUUAAUUUAGAAAAUUCAAUAACAGAAGGUGGUGGAAACUUAUCACAAGGAGAAAGGCAAUUAGUUUGUUUAGCAAGAUCAUUAUUGAAAAACCCAAAAGUUAUGUUAUUAGAUGAAGCAACUAGUUCCAUAGACACAGCAACUGAUUCAUUCAUUCAACAAACCAUUAGAAAUGAAUUUGAUGGAAGUACCAUAUUAACAAUAGCUCAUAGAUUAAGAACAAUUAUAGAUUAUGAUAAAAUUUUAGUUAUGGACGCUGGAAAAGUUGUUGAAUAUGAAAAUCCUUAUGUGUUGAUAAGUGAUAAAAAUUCAUUAUUUUAUAGUAUGUGUGAAAAUAGUGGUGAAUUAGAUAGUUUAAUUAAAUUAGCUAAGGAAUCAUUUGUUAAAAAGAAAAAUUUACAAAAUGGUAAAAAAUGA